This is a messenger RNA of Thunnus maccoyii (southern bluefin tuna), 2096 nucleotides long. Its product is annotated as vascular cell adhesion protein 1-like. The coding region runs from base 67 to 1284 and encodes 405 amino acids. The transcript has 8 exons. NCBI's taxonomy places the organism in Eukaryota, Metazoa, Chordata, Actinopteri, Scombriformes, Scombridae. The record is from RefSeq and is a predicted model, not a curated record.
CUUAAUAAACUGAAAGAUUUCACUUGAAAUCACCAGUCAAAGGAUCUUACUGCUGCUCUGUUUUUGAUGUGGGCUUGUUGGGUGAUGAGAUUCAUGGCAGCCCUGUCUACAAAGAUGUUGACAGACAACAUGUUACUGAGUGUCUUCUUUCUUACAGGUGCUUUGGCUGCUUGUCCUGAUGAUUCAGGCCUUUUCAUUACUGCACCGCUGGAGAUGGAAGCACUGAGUGGAUCUUGUUUGCAAAUCCCGUGUAACUUUGGUGCUGGACCAGGAAAAACAUUUGAUGGCAGCAGAACAACCUUUGGAGUGUGGAUUAAAAAGGACGUUAGAUUUGCACUCUAUCCAGAGAAUGUGAUUUUCAACAGUAGUCAGACAGUUAACACCUAUCCAAUGAACAUUACUGGAAACCUGAGUCAGAAAAACUGCACAACUUUGUUUUCCAGUUUAAUCACAACGUAUACAGACAGAUACUACUUCAGAAUUGAGAACAGACAAUUCAUAUCAACAGCUCUUUGUAGUCCUAUUCAAAUAACAGUCAAAGAUUCUCCUCCGAGCCCCAGAAUUGAAAUCUCAGGUGAGCUGAAGGAGAAGGAGUCUGUCACUAUAACCUGCUCAGCUUUCACUCCCUGUCCACACUCCCCUCCUAAACUCACCUGGAAUCUCCAACAAGACGCUCACAACAAAAUAGAGGAAAACGCAGAUCGAACCUUCACGACUAAAAUCCAGACGACCAUCACUCUGUCUGACAAGCACGACGGAUACAACAUCACCUGUUCUUCCAACUACUCUGUGAAUGAAGGACAAAAUGCUAAGUCAGCAGAGGAAAAAGUGACUCUCAGUGUUUCAUAUGCUCCCAAAGACACCUCAGCGAGGAUCAGUCCAUCAGGUUCGGUGUCACCAGGUAGCUGGGUGAACCUGACCUGCUCCAGCAGAGCCAAACCUGCUGCCAACUUCACCUGGUACAAGAUCAGCAAAGAUGGACCCAUGAAAGUAUCUGAAGGAGACUUUUACAGCUUCAAUGUGACAGAUGGAGGAGUUUAUCACUGUGUGGCCACAAAUGAUCUUGGUAAUCAGAUGUCAUCAAGGAUCCAUCUGACUAUUAAAGGUGAUGAACAGUUGAAAUUGGUUGACGUCCACAUUAUACUGAAGACUGUGGGAAUUGUGAUACUGGUCAGUACAGUGAUCAUCUUUGAGUGCUGGUUCAGAACAAGACGCUCCACCAAACCAGUGAAGGACACAGUAGAAGCAGACUAUGUCAACACAGUGAUGGAGUUGUCAUCAUGAGCCAUGAGGAGAGGAAGACCACAUGUUCAUCAUCAGUAGAAUUACAUGAUAUCCAGUAUUGUCUAUUCUGUAUUACAUGCUUAUUCAUCAUUUGCAUUUGUUAGUGUUCCACUUACAAGAAGGCUGAUAACUGCUUCCUCCAGGGCAGUAAAUAUGAAAUAGUCUUACUUUGUAUAAGCUUUGAAAGAUGAACAAGAUGAUCCCAGACUUCAUCAGCAUGUGAAGGUGGUUUUGUUUCUGCAGUGCAUUUCUUCUUUUUUCCUCUGAGAGUCAACAUAACAUCUUCAUUACUAAUAUUGGACUGAUUCAUGGCACCAGUAGUUUUUCUUUUGUUUUUAAGAUGUCAAAAACAUAAUUAAACCAUGUUAUUAAUACAAUUAAUUAGUAAUGAAAUGAAAUGACUGUUAAAAUGUGAACUUUCAGAUUUCUUGCCAAGAAGCUUUUCAUGUAGUGUUUAGGAGAAAAGCAUUUUUUAUCACUUAUUCUGUCAUUUGUUUUAGCACAUUUACACAGGUAAAGGUUGAUGAUAGCUGCAGAUGACGGAUUUCUUAAUGUCACAUUUACAGCACAGAAGUCAGCAAAGACACUGUGGUAACUGUGUGCAAAAAAUAUUGUUAUGAUUUCAGCUGAUUAAUUGUGUCAUUAUUGUAAUUCACAUGAUAUAUUCUAUACCUAUCAAUAAUAAAGAAGAUUAAGCAUACAGGCGUGCAAUGAGUUCUGUUAAAUGUGUUUUAGAGUGAAUUUGUCAUUUGAAAACUUAAGUUUUUACCAAAUCUGACUUCCUUCCUCACAGGAUAUCAUUUGCAUGUGAA